Cyclopterus lumpus (lumpfish) is the source of this 3685-nucleotide messenger RNA. RefSeq names its product E4F transcription factor 1 (gene e4f1). The record is from RefSeq and is a predicted model, not a curated record. Lineage: Eukaryota; Metazoa; Chordata; Actinopteri; Perciformes; Cyclopteridae. The transcript is spliced from 15 exons. Bases 209 to 2704 code for a protein of 831 amino acids.
AUUCCUGCAAAACACAAACCACAUUAUGUAAACCAAACUGCACUCGAGUUAAGUUUCUUCUAAUUAACUUCAUGAAGAACACAGCAGGUUCUAACAACGCCUAGAGGCACCUGACUGAACUGUAACUGGGAAGAAGGAGACAAAACCCUUCAUCGAUGGGACCACCAGACCAACUGGCGACGACGUUGCGACAGAGACGGAGAACGACAUGAAUGUAGAAAAUAAUCAUACGGCAGAAACAGAGAGUGAGCAAGCGACGAACGGCAGCGAGACGAUCACCAUCCAGACCACCCUGGGAGAUGAAGAUGAAGAUGUGCACAAGUGCGGACGCUGUCAGUCCGAGUUCUCCACGCUGGAGGCUUUCAUCCAGCACAAGCUGCAGCACCACUGCAGGCGUGUGGAGGAGGCCAAUCCAGAGGUUACUGCAGCCAAUGAAAGUUCUUCUUCUGAGGUGAAAACGGCUGAAGGUGCAUCUUCGGAUGAACCAUUGAAGACUACUCGUGACACGUUGGGUCGAGGUCGCAGGAAGAAAGUCGUUUCACUCAAAGCCACUGACCACUCAGACGGGACUGAAGGAUCCGUAUCUGACAACGCAGACAGUGACAACAAGCCUGUUUACAAAGUCACCCAGGAGGGACGCUACAUUUGCCAACUUUGUGACAAGACAUUUAAAACAACCAACAUCUUGAGAACUCACAUGAAAACUCACAGUGACCUAAAGAACUUCUCAUGUGACCUAUGUGGGACCUCCUUUCGCACAAAAGGCUCCCUGAUUCGUCACAACCGUCGUCACACUGAUGAGCGGCCAUAUCGCUGUACCCUAUGUGGCCAGUCCUUCAGAGAGUCGGGGGCCCUCACCAGACACCUUAAGGCCCUCACACCAUGCACAGAGAAGAUCCGCUUUGUUCAGUACAAGGAGAUCUUGGUCAGCAAAGAUGGAGUACAAAAAGGAGUCCUAGAUGAUCGUGUUGCAAUGGCUGCACAGCAACAUGAGGUUGUGGUUGUGGAACAACAGCUGCAGCAGCAGGAGCAUGAGCAGGAGCAGCAGGAGCAGGAGCAGGAGCAGGAGCAAGAGCAGCAGGAGCAGGAGCAGGAGCAGCAGGAGCAAGAGCAGCAGGAGCAGGAGCAGGAGCAUGAGCAGCAUGAGCAUGAGCAGCAGGAGCAGGAGCAGGAGCAGGAGCAAGAGCAGGAGCAGCAUGAGCAUGAGCAGCAGGAGAUGGAGAUGGAGAUGGUUGAAGCUCAGACCGCUGUCGUCAGUGUGGUAGAGGCUGGUUCCCAAGAGGUUCUCCAUCAGGUUCACUUCACAAUGGAGGUGAAUGGAACAACACAGGAGCAACAGGUUGUCGUAGAGCAGUCUCAGGCAGAGGCCCUGGCUGCUGCUGCAGCAGCGGGCGACAACCUCAUCUGCCAGGCCAUCAUCAACUCUGGCAUUGCACUGGGGACGGAGGAAGCCGUGGUUGAAGAGAUCUCGCAGGCAACUGAGGAAAUAGAUAAAGAGGUUUCUGACUGUCCUGAUGUUGAUGAGAGUAUCGCUGAGAUCCAGGUGAAAGAAGAGUUUGUGGAGAUGGAGAUGGAGGAAGCAAGUGAUGGAGCUGAUCAAACAUCCUUUAAAUUGUACACAUGUCCACACUGUAAUCGCUCCUUCAAGGGAUUGAAUUACUUCCGCUUUCAUGUCAAGGGCCACUUGGGUUACAAGCCCUUUAAGUGUACACUAUGCCAUAAGGAGUUUCUGACUGGUUACCUGCUGAAGAAACACAUGGAAGUCCAUGUCAGUGAGAGGCGGUACAAGUGUGGCGAGUGUGGCAAGCUGUACAAAACCAUCGGGCAUGUACGAGAGCACAUGAGGGCGCACUCGGAUGAAAGACCCUACCGCUGUGCCAGAUGCAACAAGGGAUAUAAGACCAAGAAUGCCUUGCAGGUGCAUCAGCGGACCCACGGUGAUGAUAAACCUUAUGUGUGCAAGUUCUGCUUGAGAGGCUUCAGGGAGAAAGGUUCUCUGGUGCGACAUAUCCGCCAUCACACGGGAGAGAAGCCAUUCAAGUGCCCAAAGUGUGGGCGAGGCUUUGCUGAGCACGGGACUCUCAAUCGUCAUAUGCGUGCGAAAGGAGGCUGCCAGAAGGAUGACUCCAGUGAGCAGCCGGAUCUGUUAACAGAGGAGAAGGAGUCGGUGGACAGCCUCGCUACAGCGGCCAUCAUCUCAGAGGAUCCGCAUGCUGUCCUGGUGGAGUUCUCCUCCGUGGUGGCAGACACACAGGAGUACAUCAUCAAGACUCAAACGGAGGAGGAGGUGCAGGAAGAAGAAGUUACACUCAUUCAAGACAGCCAAAACGAGAUGGGAAACCACAUCAUGAAAGUGGUGCAGCAAAUUGUCAGCCAGUCACACGGCGCCGGCGGCUCGGGCAGCCACCAGAUCAUUGUGCGCAACAUGGCGAUGGACGAGGAGAGCGCGUCCAUCUCCGACUGCGGCGACACGAUCACCAUCGCCACGCCCGAGAGCCUGACUGAGCAGGUGGCCAUGACGUUGGCCUCCGCCAUCAGCGACGGCACGCUGCUGGCCACGGCGGGCACCGUGGAGACGGCAGACAGAACGGUUACCAUGGUUACCACAGAGGAAGCGGUGGAGGGGGGAAUACAGAUGGUGCAGCAGGAGGAAUAUGUCAUCACCUCCCCAGAGGAGGUGGAGAUUCAGACUGUCAUCGUAUGACGGAAGAGGAUACUAACUAUGGACCGAUGAAUUCUCCGGACUGAACGUGUGUAUCUGAGUACUGUAGAGUUCAUAUGACAAAGGCCAAAGUGUUGAUGAGGUUUAUCGUUCCACAUGGACGUCUACAUGUCUAUGUGGAACAUAAAGAAUGAGUGUGCAUGAGGACUAGUUCCAUCAUUCAUCUUUCGUUCCAUUUCAAAAUGUAUGGGUGCAUACAGCUUAAAGAUAGGGUUGAUAAACUAGCAAGAGUAUGUUUUGAAGAACUAAAACCCAGCCCAGUGUUUCCAGCUCUUUCCCGAUGUCGCAGCACUCGCUCCAGAAGUCCCUGAAUCUGGGGGGAGAGUCCCCGUCUUUAGGCGCCCCUCCACAGCCACGCCCCUAACAUGAUCACAUGACAUGAACAACCAGCACGGCUGUUGUUCGUACCUGCAGUCGUUAAGCCGGCAGUUUGAGGAAGACUCUUAUGCAAAGAGUGCACGCAGGCAGGCAGGUGAGCAGGUAAACGGGUAAACAGGUAAACCGGUAAGCCAUCCAAUCAUUUCAUUCAGGCCGAAUGAGUUAAAUGAUUGCAGUCAUGCCAGAUUUUCUCUUUGUAAGAGCAUUUGAUUUAUUGAUUGAUGAACCAAUAUAAUAACAAAAGAGAUCACUUCAUUUGAAACAAACCAGUACGGUUUUAUUUCCUUCAGGUGGUACAAACUGAACUGUGUCUGUUGCCGUAGUUUCGGCUCUUCUCACUGUUUCACGACCUAAAACGACAUCAUUCCAUCACAGUUUUCACCUCUUAAAGUUUUAAAGACUGACCGAUCCAGAACUGUGCCUUCCUGCCUGCCUGUUUAAGGGCAUUAAAGAGUAUAACCCUCCCAUGGUGCAGUGUUUAAUCAUAAUGCAUAUUCCAGCAUGACGGAUGCACCAGACAUGAGACGUGGUCAGUUUACUGAAGCAGAGUUUACAUCAAAUAAAUGCUAUUUUUGUGAUACAGUU